AAAGAUCAAUUCGUUUUCGUGUUAUCACCAUCGACAUAACCUCGAAUUUCAACUAUUGAUGCAUUUAUGGUCAAAACUCUAAACCAAUUAUGAAAACAAUACUGUUAGUAUAUCACUCGCUGGUUGUUAACAGCACGUUACGUUUCUCAGGUUGUAGUAUUGUUUCCUAAAAAUGUGAACACCUCUUGAAAAGUGGACAUAAAUUCUAUCACUGUUUGCCACAUAGACGUGAGAUAUGAACAACAAAAGGAAUAUCAUCAAGUUAGCACUGAAUAGCAGGAUACUUUUGAUAGUUAUUCAGUAUUUUAGCAACAUUGUACUGCCUGAUCACAAUGCAGAUGCUUUUCGAUAUGUAAAAACUAAAAAUACAGAAGAAAAUUUCCUGGAUACAGCUGUACAGUACACUUUAGGAGGAUUCGUGCGAUGGGAUGCCCACUAUUUCAUGCAAAUUGCAAAACACGGAUACGUUUAUGAGAACAGUUUGGCUUUCUUUCCAUUGCUUCCAAUCACCGUUAGAGUUAUCGGUUAUGGGGUACACUAUUUUCUUCCAUUCUUAAGCAUAGACAGUGUGCUAUUACUAGUUUUCAUCUACCUCAAUAUUGGUGUGUUUGUGCUCUCUGCCAUUACUCUGUAUAAAAUUACCGUGUUAGUUUUUGAUGAGACGGUGGCAUUUAAAACAGUAGUGCUCUUUUGUUUCAACCCAGCAUCGGUCUUUUUCAUCGCCCCAUACACCGAAUGUCUAUUUAGCUAUCUCACGUUCCAGUCGAUACUAGGUUGUUUGUUGCUGAUGAAAAAGUACUCUGCCAAAGACAGUAGGUUUCACUACAGCGACACUUUCUGCUUGAUUCCCAUUAGUCUCAGCACCGUCGUACGUUCCAACGGAAUCUUGAAUAUUUGCUUUUUUACCUAUACUUGGGUGUGCAUUUUCAGAAAAUACGUUCCGCGUACAAACAUUGUUCAGAAACUUAGAUACUUGUUAAACCAAUCCCUUGCGAUUGGCGUUUCUUCAGCUAUUUGCCUGCUGUUGUUCGUCCUGUUUCAAAUAUAUUGUUUUGAUGCUUUCUGCACUGAUUACCGAGCCGAUUUGCCACAGGAAGUCAUCGAUAAAGCUGUGAAAUACAAGUUCGUGCUGCCAGGUGAGGUGUCAAAGCACCGCCAGAGCUGGUGCUUCCAGUACCCGCCUUUAGCCUACUCGUAUGUGCAGGACCAUUACUGGAAGGUGGGAUUUCUGAGAUAUUACGAACUGAAGCAGCUACCAAACUUUUUUUUGGCAGCUCCAAUACUCUACAUUGUCAUCAAAAACUGUGCAGCGCAUGUGAGAAAUGUUAUGACUAGAAAUAUUGCGAACUUAUUCAGCCUCGAUGAAAUAUUUGUAAGGAUGGAUUUCGAAAAGAAAAUUCUUCACAGAGGGCUGAAUGUUUUUGUUGUACACGCUCUGUUUCUGUCCUUGUUCUCGCUGCUGUUCAUCCAUGUCCAAGUAGCAACGAGGAUGCUGUGUUCAGCUUCUCCGAUCUUUUACUGGUACUGCGUCAAGUAUUUGAAAGACCACCAAAGGAUCAUCAAGAUAUAUUUCGCUGGCUAUUUCAUACUCGGCACUAUUUUUUUCUGUAACUUUUUACCUUGGACGUAAUCAGAAAAUUAAAUAGUUAAGAGCAA
This is a messenger RNA of Leptinotarsa decemlineata (Colorado potato beetle), 1656 nucleotides long. It is a transcript of the gene PIG-V, whose product is annotated as Phosphatidylinositol glycan anchor biosynthesis class V. Gene Ontology annotation, molecular function: GPI mannosyltransferase activity; alpha-1,6-mannosyltransferase activity. Gene Ontology annotation, cellular component: endoplasmic reticulum membrane; mannosyltransferase complex. The record is from RefSeq and is a predicted model, not a curated record. Gene Ontology annotation, biological process: GPI anchor biosynthetic process. NCBI's taxonomy places the organism in Eukaryota, Metazoa, Arthropoda, Insecta, Coleoptera, Chrysomelidae.